CCGUCCCCCAUGACUAUCCCAACUCCAGAGUCUCCAAAACGUCCUGGCUAAAGUCAGUCGGGAGGUUGCGGGGCAUUUAUCUUCUAUGGGGCUUGGACCUGAAGCAGUAGAAAGGAUUUACCAGUGUCUCGUUCUCAACACCAAAGGGGGGAAUCAAUUGCGAGGUCGAACACUCGUUGACGCUGGAUUCGUACUCAAUGGCCAUGAUCUUUUGCCUGCCCAAAGAGAGGAUCUCGCAGUGCUCGGAUGUCUAAUUGAAUUCUUCAACGCGGCAUAUCUAAUGUGGGAUGAUAUCAUGGAUGGAUCCACAACCAGACGUGGUCAGCCAUGCUGGUACCUCCGAGAGGACGUUGGCAUGACAGCUAUCAAUGAUGCCUGCCUCCUGAAGUCUGCAAUCUACGUUAUUCUGAAGAAACGCUUCCGGAAUCAUCCACGUUAUCUAGAACUUCACGAAUUGUUCGAAGAGGCUUCUCUCCGGACUGAACUUGGACAACAUUACGAUCUAAUGGCUACGGCAAAACUGCUGAAAUUGGACCAGUUUUCUUGGGGCCAAUAUGAGUUCAUCACUGCCCAUAAGACAGCUUUCUAUACUGUCUAUCUCCCUAUGGCCAUUCCUCUGGUAUAUUUUGACCUCGCCACCCCCGAGAAGCUAAGUGAGCUAUACGAGACAUCAAUGCUGUUGGGCCACGUCUUUCAGGCACGGGAUGACUUUCUGGAUGUCUAUGGUGAUUCGUUGGUUACGGGGAAGAUUGGGACCGACAUUCAGGAGAAUAAAUGCAGCUGGUUGUCUGUUUCUGCCUUGGAACACUGCAACGAAAAGCAAAAGAAGGAACUUCUGAACUGCUACGGAUCCAAGAAUGAGGAUGAUGUUGCUAAGGUAAAAGGCCUCUUCCAUGACCUUAAAUUGUCCAAAACCUUCAACGACUGGAACCAGGAGAUGUUAAAGAAGAUUGAUAUCACGGUUGAGGGAAUUACAGAUGCGGCUUCAAAGGAGGUGGUCGUCGCUUUUCUGUCCAAAUACAAUCGAGAUCCUCGAAGAGGCUUGCCACCGUCUGUCGAAAAGCAUACAUGUACUAGUUAAUUUACUCAUUAUUUGGCUUGCCCAGGGAAAAAGUGCAAUUGCAUAGAUGAAUGGCAUUGGUAGGCUUUUAUUGGUACAAAG
Molecule: messenger RNA, 1162 nt
Organism: Penicillium brasilianum
Lineage: Eukaryota; Fungi; Ascomycota; Eurotiomycetes; Eurotiales; Aspergillaceae
Source: the annotation of a GenBank genome assembly